This is a messenger RNA of Penicillium verrucosum, 447 nucleotides long. RefSeq lists its product as uncharacterized. The transcript is spliced from 3 exons. The record is from RefSeq and is a predicted model, not a curated record. NCBI's taxonomy places the organism in Eukaryota, Fungi, Ascomycota, Eurotiomycetes, Eurotiales, Aspergillaceae. Bases 1 to 447 code for a protein of 148 amino acids.
AUGUACAGAGAGGCCAUCUUUUCCGCGAUACGGAUCGUGGACCGAGUCUGGCAAGUAUUCCAGAAAAGAAGGGCAAAAAAGCUCCUCGGUGACGAUAGUCACAUGGGCCCCCUAAGAUCGGUCCGAACCAUGCGAAGAAAGAGUCUUCCAGUGCUGGGCGGAGUAAUGCGUAGGGAUAUCGGCAUUCCUUGUUGGAAAUCUCCUUCGCCAUCUGGCGGACGUUUCUCUGAGGGUCUCCCAACUGUCGUUCUGCAUAUCGGCGGGACACUGAGCAACGCGAGAAGCGCCAGGCCCAAUGGAAGGAUGAAACCCGACAAUGUUCGUCGGACGCGCCAGCACUGGGGUGGACUUAUGACAUGUCAAAGCCAAAUUGCCAGCGACACAGCGCACGCUCGGUCUCAAACGAAAGCGCGACCAGUCUUGUUUGGGCCGGGCAGUGGUAAUUAG